AUGUCCGAACCAGGCCCCGAAUCCAUCCCCACAAGCGCCGACCGCCGCAGCAAUCGCCCUUUAAAACGCCGCGCCCUCAACACCCCGCACUCUGAACAAGCCUCCCAAAUCUCCUCCCUCUUCCGCGACCCCUCCAAAGAACUCAAACUCCCCGAAGCCUCGCGCCAAAAGACCGCGUCCAACUUACCCCCGCCGCCCGAAAUCGUCGCGAAUGUUCAGGGGUCGUCGGCUGGUGCGGGAUCUGGAGAAUUUCAUGUGUACAAGGCGAGUCGGAGGAGGGAGUAUGAGAGGUUGAGGUUGAUGCAAAGUGAGGUUGACCGGGAGAAGGGGGAUGAGGAAUGGGAGAAGGAGAGGGAGGAGACGAGGAGGAGGGAUGAGGAGAAGACGGAGAAGAAUCGGAAGAGGAGGGAGAAGAGAAAUGCGACGAAGAAGAAGAGUAAUGGGAAGAAGGGAGGUGGUGCUGGUGCUGGUGCCAAUGGGAAUGGGAAUGGGGAUAAUGGUGGUGAGAGGAUGGCUGUUGAUGACACUGGGGUGGAUGCUCAUGCUGGUGCUCAUGGUGCAGGUGUUGUGGAGGAGACGCCGGGUGUUAUUAUCCAUGAGGAUUGA
This is a messenger RNA of Aspergillus chevalieri, 606 nucleotides long. RefSeq lists its product as uncharacterized. Gene Ontology annotation, biological process: negative regulation of protein kinase activity. The coding region runs from base 1 to 606 and encodes 201 amino acids. NCBI's taxonomy places the organism in Eukaryota, Fungi, Ascomycota, Eurotiomycetes, Eurotiales, Aspergillaceae. The transcript has a single exon. Gene Ontology annotation, molecular function: protein kinase inhibitor activity; double-stranded RNA binding; protein kinase binding. Gene Ontology annotation, cellular component: nucleolus. The record is from RefSeq and is a predicted model, not a curated record.